Molecule: messenger RNA, 576 nt
Organism: Mycena indigotica
Lineage: Eukaryota; Fungi; Basidiomycota; Agaricomycetes; Agaricales; Mycenaceae
Exons: 9
Coding region: 1-576 (191 amino acids)
Source: RefSeq, a predicted model, not a curated record
AUGUGGUGCGAUAACUGCUUGCUCGUUCUACCUUUGAGAGCCGGUGCGAUUGCUUGGGGCGUUGUGAUCUUCUUAUACAGCCUUGGCGGCGGUAUAUUCUUGCUUCAGUACGGCCAAUACUUGUUUUUCUUACGUCCUGAAUGGCAAAUAUACGGCGGUAUUGGUAUGGGGGUGAUGGGCGUCGCUGCUGUUUCGAUUGCUGCCCUCGCCACACGAUCAUAUACCUUUGCCCGUGCCAUGCAGUUUGUAUGGCCAUUCGUCAUCGUCGCUUGUGCAAUCCGCGCUAUACUUAUGAUUGUACAACUGAACCGCGGAAAAGACAAGAUCCAAUGGGAGUGUGACAAUGGUGGUGUCUUGUACUGGGAGUCGGCUGCUCACAACAUCUCCUCUUCUCCACCAAUGCCAUCAGGGUUAUGCAUCGUUGGUUUCCCUGCUAUCAACACGUCAUUUAUUGUGUCGCUACUGGCGGACCUAGGGUUCCAGCUGUACAUGUUCUUCCUAAUGUGGCGCUUCUGUGUAAGAAUGAUACACUAUUCCGGUAUGAAAGGACCAUUCGGAAACGGAUACUACGCCUAG